AUUUCUGCAUCGAUUACACAAAAAUAAAGUCUUUGCUUAAAAACAAGCUCAGGCCAUCCUUAUUUAUUUGCAUAUUUUAAAUGUGUAUACUAUCUGCAAAAGUUUAAAAAUUGUAAAAGUUCGUUGUUCCGGUUCGGGGUAAGAAUUAUUUUUAACCCAGCUCAGUUCGUUGAUGAAUGACAUCCAUUUAAAAUAGCCGGUUGAAGUUUCAAAGUGAGUUAUUGGUUCGGCAUGGCAAAAUGCAAAGAUGAAGUGAAUCCCAAUCUUAAACAAAACGCCGAUUUGAAGACUUUGGUGCUAAACUCGUAUAUCUCAACAACAAGCUAUGUAGCCCCAUCAGAAGCCAAUUUGACUACUGCUCAAACACUUUUUGAAAAACUUUUGGAAACUAGAAGUUUUUCUGCUGAAGAUGUGGCAGCAUGGUCAAGUCUAAAUUUAAAGAUUCAACGAGCCACCGAUCAAAGUGGAAGACAAUAUGCCGUGAUCUCCGAAAUUGACCCAGCCACUGGACAUGGGCAUGGAUUUUAUGCAGUUAAAUUAGGAUUGGUGUCAAUAUCUGAAAAGUCACAAUUUCUGCACGCCCCUCACCGACCUUCAGACUUAUACACUCAUGAAAUAAUGUUUGACAUGCUGACCCUGACGGAUGUAUUUGGAGGUGGUGCUUGGGCAACAACUCAUCGAAAUAUGGUUGACCUGUGCAAAGAACCAAGUUCAUAUUACAAUAGCUUUACCAAAGCGGUUGCCAAAGCGGUGUCAGUCCCAACCAUUCUUCAAAUUCAUGGUUUUGCCAAAGAAUCCCAAGAGGUGGAUGUUGACGUAGUGUUCAGUUCUACCAAACGAGUGAUGCCCCCGGAAUUUGUGACCCUUGCAAACUGUGUAAAGGCCCAACUGAACCCAUGGAUAGUGCUACGAUUUCCGGAAGAGGUGGAUUUUUUGGGAGGAACUCUUAACAUUAAUGCGGAAUUGUUUUAUGAAGUAAACGCAGCUGGGAAAUUCGUACAUUUCGAAACAAGUAAGGAGUUAAGGGACGAAUUGCGAAUUAACUCAACUCUCAAAUUAAAAAUUUGUGAAUGUUUUUAAAAUUGUUUAUAUAUCAUGUAUGUAAUAACUGAAUAACAAUAAUUUUAUUCUGGCCUUGUUUUUGGUACAAUG
Folsomia candida is the source of this 1152-nucleotide messenger RNA. RefSeq lists its product as uncharacterized. Bases 232 to 1080 code for a protein of 282 amino acids. The record is from RefSeq and is a predicted model, not a curated record. The transcript has 2 exons. NCBI's taxonomy places the organism in Eukaryota, Metazoa, Arthropoda, Collembola, Entomobryomorpha, Isotomidae.